CUUGCUCUGACAACCUCGUUUUCCUCUCUCUCUCUCUCUCUCUCUCUCUCUCUCUAUUUCUAACCCUAAAUUUAAUUUCCUCUCUAUUGCAACCCUUCCAUGGAGGCUGCCGGUUCGUCUUCUUCUCAAAAUGGGUACCAACCCCAUGUUCUUGCUGUUGAUGAUAAUCUCGUUGAUCGUAAACUCGUUGAGAAAUUGCUCAAAAACUCCUCUUUUAAAGUGACAACAGCAGAAAAUGGUCGCAGUGCUCUGGAGUUUCUGGGUUUGUUGGAUGAACACGAACAUGAACACAACAACAUAGAAUGCGUUGGUAGGUCGAAGGUGAACAUGAUCAUCACGGAUUACUGCAUGCCCGGAAUGUCCGGAUACGAACUUCUCAAGAAAAUCAAGAGAUGUUCGAGGAUGAAGGAAGUUCCUGUAGUGGUGGUGUCAUCAGAGAAUGUGCCCACUCGCAUCAACAAGUGUUUGGAGGAAGGAGCAGAGAUGUUCAUGCUCAAACCUUUGAAGCAAUCUGAUGUGGUGAAGCUCAAGUGCCANUGAACCGUUUUUUUUUUUUUUUUUUUUUUUUUUUUUUUUUA
This is a messenger RNA of Cucurbita maxima (winter squash), 578 nucleotides long. RefSeq names its product two-component response regulator ARR17-like. Bases 100 to 540 code for a protein of 146 amino acids. Gene Ontology annotation, biological process: cytokinin-activated signaling pathway; phosphorelay signal transduction system. The transcript is spliced from 5 exons. Lineage: Eukaryota; Viridiplantae; Streptophyta; Magnoliopsida; Cucurbitales; Cucurbitaceae. The record is from RefSeq and is a predicted model, not a curated record.